AUGAAGGGAGGAGACUACUGCUUCCUAGCCCCUUCUCACUGGGCACACUUCCUCAAGCCCAAGGAUAACCAACCUCACUGGCUCCAGCUGAAUCAGAGCUUCACCUUCUCAGCCUUGUGUUGUCUUCCUUCCUCCUUUGGUGAGGAUGACAGUGACGGCGGGGGCCUGACCACUGGAACUGCCUCAGGGAGAAAGGGUGACUGCAACUUCUUUGAGAACUCCAGGCUCCAGGGAAUAAAUGGGACUCAAGGGCUAUUAACCCUCAGGGGAGAUGCCCUAGUAACCUUUCCAGGGGGCAACAAGCAUUCCCAUGAUUGGGGUCACUGUGAAGAGUUUACUAUUCCUGUAGAUUUGCUCAAUGAUAUGGACUUCAUUUACCUAUUUUUCAAGAAGCUGGGCAGAGAUUUGGGGUGUAGUAUGGGUAUCAUGUUCAUUCUGGCAGUGGGUACAGUCAGCACUGGAGGCUACUGGGCAGGAGCCACAGAGAAGAAAAGACAGCAAUACAUCAAAUGCAGUUGUAAAAAAAGAGAAUAUUUCGAACAUGUAACAAUCAACCCUGAUAUCCCCUUUAUCUGUGGAAGCAUAGCAACAUCCUCCUUUUUGUUACUCAUGCUUUACUGCUUUUAUGAUCAUGUAGUGUGUUUAAUGAUAGGAUUAUUCUGCCUAUAUGCAUCUCUCGGUCUCUACAGCUGUCUAUCCCCUGCCUUGAACAAACUCCCAUUUGGAGAGCAUAAAGUUUAUUUACAGCAUUUUCACAAAUGCUUAGAAGUGAAGAAAUUGCUCUUAGCAGGGUUCAGCAUCUUCACUGCUGUCUUUUGGAUGGUCUUCAGAAAUGAGGAUCAAUGGGCCUGGAUCCUGCAAGAUGCUCUAGGAAUCUCUAUCUGCCUUCAUGAACUAAAAACAGUCCACAUACCCAGGAUGAAGAACUGCAGCUUGUUUCUACUUGCUCUUUUGGUCUAUGAUGUCUUUUUUGUGUUUAUCACUCCUCUCCUAACCAAGUGUGGGGACAGCAUAAUGGAAAUGGUAGCUCUUGGACCAUCCAACUCAGCCCACCAUGAGAAAAACCCCUUUCUGCUGAAGAUUCCAGUGUGGUACCCUACACCAGCUUUUGACAACAGCCCUUUUACUGUCCUAGGCCUUGGGGACAUUUUAAUUCCUGGUUUCCUGGUAGCCUACUCUCAUAGAUUUGAUAUUCAGGCACGAUCUUCAUGGAUCUAUUUUGUAACUUCUACUAUAGCGUAUAGCUACGGUCUCUUGGUGAGCUUCAUAGCUUCAACAUUAACACAGAAAGGUCAGCCAGCUCUUCUCUACUUGGUGACCUUCACUCUUACCGCUUGCUUGCUUGUUGCUUUUUUGCGCCAGGAGUUGACAGUCUUUUGGACAGGCAGUGAUUUUACAAAGCAGCUCUCCUGUCCUCCCUUGGAAAUCAGUAUCAGCUACCCUGAUACCCAAACAGAUCCAAAGACACAAAUGUGGCUUAAAGAAGGGGAAGAACAAAUGAUCAAUCACAUAUCCAAUAAAGACCAACCACAUAAUUCAUUUGUUUUGAAAGAAGAACUUACUGACACCAAUAUACACAGUGAAGAGAAAAACUUCAUAUUAUCAAGAGAAGAAAUAAGCAAUCAAUGUAAGUGUGAUAUCAAACAAGGCAGUCUCAAAGCAGAGAAUCAGCCAGACACCACGACAGACAAAAAUCCCAGAACCACACCCUGA
Messenger RNA from Dromaius novaehollandiae (emu), 1713 nucleotides. Its product is annotated as signal peptide peptidase-like 2B. Gene Ontology annotation, cellular component: lumenal side of endoplasmic reticulum membrane; cytoplasmic side of endoplasmic reticulum membrane; Golgi-associated vesicle membrane. The record is from RefSeq and is a predicted model, not a curated record. The transcript has a single exon. Gene Ontology annotation, biological process: membrane protein proteolysis. Lineage: Eukaryota; Metazoa; Chordata; Aves; Casuariiformes; Dromaiidae. The coding region runs from base 1 to 1713 and encodes 570 amino acids. Gene Ontology annotation, molecular function: aspartic endopeptidase activity, intramembrane cleaving.